UUUGAUCCAUGCAAACGGCGUUGAUUGGUGCUGAUGUAAGAGGGGGGAAGUGUUCGUACGCCGGCGUCUCCCUGGUUGCGCAAGACGCCAUUUUGGAGUGUCAGUCAAAGAUAACGGAAACAUCGAGAAGCUGUCUUUCUAAAGCUUCGUCACCAUGGGGAAUACAUUUGCAAACCUAUUCAAAAGCUUCUUUGGCAAAAAAGAGAUGCGAAUUCUCAUGGUUGGACUUGAUGCUGCUGGAAAAACAACCAUCCUGUAUAAGCUGAAGCUUGGAGAGAUAGUCACCACAAUUCCCACCAUCGGUUUUAACGUGGAAACUGUAGAAUACAAGAACAUCAGCUUUACAGUGUGGGAUGUGGGCGGUCAGGACAAAAUCAGACCGCUAUGGCGUCAUUACUUCCAGAACACUCAAGGGCUCAUUUUUGUGGUGGACAGCAACGACAGAGAGAGAGUGACAGAGGCACGGGAAGAGCUGUCCAGAAUGCUAUCUGAAGAUGAACUCAGAGAUGCUGUACUGCUGGUCUUUGCAAACAAACAGGAUCUCCCCAAUGCUAUGAAUGCAGCAGAGAUCACAGAGAAGCUGGGUUUACAUGCCCUCCGCCAUCGCAGCUGGUACAUCCAGGCCACCUGUGCCACCAGCGGAGAUGGCCUGUACGAGGGUCUGGACUGGCUUUCCAACCAGCUGAAGAACCCCAAAUGAUCCAUUCCACCGUUUUUUUGUUUGUUUUUCUCUUUCUUUUUCUUUUCUCUUUUUUUUUCUGUCUUCAACACAACGGCAGCACCGGAUCCAAGCCCCUUCCCCAUUUGCUCCCAUAAACACGAUCUCUCUUCCAUCAAGAACUACCUUCCUUCCCUCUCUUUCCUGCCUUCCUUCUUAUCGUCAGUUGGUCUCUAGCCUGUGCUGCUAGUGUGUGUGUGUGUGUGCGCGUGUAAGUGUAAGUGUGUGUACGACUGUAUGUAUGUAUGUGUGUGUGUAUGUGCAUGUGUGGUGUGAAGGUGUCUCUGUGUAUAUUGGCUGGGAUUGGGAGUUACCCUGGCGUGCCUUUUACACACCCCCUGUGGAAUCAGCAGUCUGGUUUAAAGCACCGACCUCCAUCCACCAAACUCGGCUGAUCUCCUCCCCUGUCCCCUGGUCCCUCCCUCCUCCAUCACUGUCAGUCUAGCAUGGAUGCGCCCUGUCAGCUCCUUUACACUCCAGAAGAAGCAUGGUUUUCAUACAGCGAAGAAAGAACAGGGGAGCAAGUCCCCCACCAGACCAUCCUCCCACCUCCUUGUUGCAUCUGUGAUGGUUAGAAUUGUUCGCCCAGAGUUGACUGGAUGAUAGCUGUUUGUGUUAACCCCUUUUGAUUUUUAUCUCAAACCACCACCCAGUUAAGAUAUUCAGCAAAUUGCAUCUUAACCUGUAUCAGGUCAAAGCAAAUCAAAAAAAGAAAAACAAAAAAGACACAUCCUCGAUCAUUCUUGUGUCAUUUGAAAACCAUGCAGGUUGUUUUAUUACUAUUAUUAUAUGGAAUUAUAGAAACAGAUUCUUAUUAUCAAAGGUUCUCUAGUGAACACUAACUCCCACUCCCUCCCC
Cynoglossus semilaevis (tongue sole) is the source of this 1576-nucleotide messenger RNA. Its product is annotated as ADP-ribosylation factor 1-like. Bases 155 to 700 code for a protein of 181 amino acids. Lineage: Eukaryota; Metazoa; Chordata; Actinopteri; Pleuronectiformes; Cynoglossidae. The transcript has 5 exons. The record is from RefSeq and is a predicted model, not a curated record. Gene Ontology annotation, molecular function: GTPase activity; GTP binding.